UAACAAAACCAACCAUUUUUAUUUCCUUUUAAUCCUACAUUAAUACAAUCCCAUUUUAAAGCAUCUCACCACACACACAUGUUUUCAUGUCUCCUUUCCUCUUUCUAAUUCUCCUCUCUUUUGGAUUCAUUCAUUCACACCCUUAUUUCUUCAUCAACUCAUGCAUGAUUUGAUUUGAUUUAAUUUGAUUAAAUUAAAUCCAUAUUUCAAAGAUUCCAAAAUAAAAAAGUAGCUAGAUUCCCAGUAAAAUGAUUCUAGUUUGUUUGCUUUAAGUUUAAGAGAUCAGUCUAAUAUUUGUGAAGGAAGUUACUAAAGUGGAGGUGAUGGAGACCUUGUGUCCUAGUUCAGCGGUGUGGAAUUCGAGUUGGGUGCAGAGCAGUGGCGGCAGCGCGUGGACGAAAGAGGAGAACAAGCGGUUCGAGAGCGCUCUGGCGAUAUUCGACGACAAGACUCCCAACAGGUGGUUUAAGGUUGCAGAGAUGAUACCUGGGAAAUCUGUUUAUGAUGUAAUAAAUCAGUACAGAGAGUUGGUUGCAGAUGUUACUGAUAUCGAGGCUGGUUUGGUCCCAAUCCCAGGCUACUUGGCUUCUUCUUUUACAUUGGAAUUAGCCGAUGAUCAUCUCUUUAGGAAGAGGCCUAGGAACACUACCACUACUUGUGAUCAAGAGCGAAAAAAGGGGGUCCCAUGGACUGAAGAAGAGCACAGGAGGUUUCUACUGGGGCUGGAGAAGCAUGGGAAAGGGGAUUGGAGAAACAUAUCAAGAAACUUCGUGGUGUCGAAAACGCCAACGCAAGUAGCGAGCCACGCGCAGAAGUACUACCUGCGGCAGCUCUCGGGCGGGAAGGACAAGAGGCGGCCGAGCAUCCACGACAUCACAACAGUGCACCUCAUCGCCGAGAAGCAGCCGCUGCAGAAAUCUAGCCAUGAUCUUAUUUCCAACACCACCGAUGGCAUAGUGAUGGAUUGGAACACCAAAAAUGAGGAUUCUUUCACUACUCAUUGCAUCUUCAACAUUGGUGCCUCUACCCCUUCCUUCUAUAUCAAAUCGCCUAGAUUUUAUGGUUGAAAAAAAUUGAAAAUGAGAUGUAAUGUUACAUGUUAAUGUACCUAUCCGAAAAUGACCAUCUCAAUUAUUCCAUGUUGAUGUUUCA
Messenger RNA from Salvia hispanica, 1152 nucleotides. Its product is annotated as transcription factor DIVARICATA-like. The record is from RefSeq and is a predicted model, not a curated record. NCBI's taxonomy places the organism in Eukaryota, Viridiplantae, Streptophyta, Magnoliopsida, Lamiales, Lamiaceae. Gene Ontology annotation, molecular function: DNA binding.